UCCUAUAAAGCUCAAGAAUCGAACGUAUUUCUGCAGCUCAAAUUUGCUGAAAGAUUCGAUUGUUUUUCUUGCGUGUAGCAGUCAUUCAUGGGCAAAAUGAAGCAACCUUCUGAGGCUGCCUGGAAGCUUCGCUUUCGACAGAUGAAUCGGUUGCGACUGAAGGCUCGUCUGCACCGGGCCCUGAAAUCUGCCCGAAAUCUUUCUCUUCACAGAUCUUUCUGCUUGAGAAAAUCAGCUUUCAGCCGCUGCAAAUUCAAAGCUUUUUCUUUCAAGACAAGUUCUUUGAGGCGCAGAAGCAGCCCCCGGUCAUAUGCAGAUGAAGAGCAAAGCGUGGAGCAUCUGUUUGAAACCCUGAGAACCCUUGUACCAGGAAGCUUUGGCCUGGACACGCCGAUUUUUCUUGAGAAAGCCGCAGAUUACAUAACGGCGCUUAAAAUGCAGGUGGAAGCCAUGCAAACCCUCGUCAACCUCCUUGAAAAUCCAGCUCGCGGGGCUGUUUCUUGGCCGAGCUAGGUCGCAGGUUCAAAUCUCGAGUAAGAUAACCAAAUAUAUAUAUUAUUAUAUUAUACGCGUAUAAGUUAUCAGUGUUCUACUUUAUUAGCUGACUAAUUUCAUCCAUAAAUCUUUAUGGCGGACUCUUUAGAAUAAUAUUGUUUACUCUAGGUCUGUAAGAUCUGUAUAUCGCUCAUCUUCGUCGCUUCAAGACGAAAAUUUCUAAAUUUUAACUUUCCACGGCAAACUGGCAUACAGAUCAUUGAGCUUUGGCUGAUUUGUAUCGAAGCAUCAUUUUAUUCCUGUGUUCGUUUAUUGCUGUGAAGCAAUCUUUUAAAACUGUGGAAGUUAAAAUCAGGAAUUGUCUUUUCUGGAUUUGAUCGAGUAAUUUUUUUCUUGGCAAUAUUUC
Molecule: messenger RNA, 901 nt
Organism: Cryptomeria japonica (Japanese cedar)
Lineage: Eukaryota; Viridiplantae; Streptophyta; Pinopsida; Cupressales; Cupressaceae
Exons: 1
Coding region: 88-513 (141 amino acids)
Biological process (GO): regulation of DNA-templated transcription
Molecular function (GO): protein dimerization activity
Source: RefSeq, a predicted model, not a curated record